Cavenderia fasciculata is the source of this 1002-nucleotide messenger RNA. RefSeq lists its product as uncharacterized. The transcript has a single exon. Lineage: Eukaryota; Evosea; Eumycetozoa; Acytosteliales; Cavenderiaceae. Gene Ontology annotation, cellular component: membrane. Bases 1 to 1002 code for a protein of 333 amino acids. The record is from RefSeq and is a predicted model, not a curated record.
AUGAAUAUACUAUCACAAGAAGAACCAGAAAUAUUAAAAGUUGAAAUGAUUCAACAAUAUCAUGAACAUACAAACGAAGAGUUGAAUAGUCACAAAGAUCUAUGGUGGAAACUCAUGUACACGCUGUUUACAUUGACGGCGGUUGGAUACUUGGCUGCACGAAGAAAACAAAACCUUAAAUUCCAUCUCAUCAAACCAUUCCCCGUUCUCAUUCUGGGAUAUGUCGUGUUGCUGUGGUGCUCGGUCAACCAUGGCAGGGCGGAUAUUGGCGAUUUUGUAAACUCCAUGUACCAUUUCAUCGUGCCACACAACCCGUCGUCCUAUGCCAUCUACGUGUCGGUCGGUCUCUUUUUAUCGGCCAUUGGUGACCUCUGUCUCAUCUUUGACCGCUAUUUUGUUCACGGUAUUCUCUUUUUCCUCACAGCCCAUCUCUCGUUUAUCUUGGCCUUUACCGCCGAGACUGAAAGCCUCUCCAACUUUUUUACACCACUCAUUGUCGUCUUUUUGGUGACGGUCAAUAUCUUUUUCGUCUAUGUCUUUGUCACCAAGAUCACCCCACUCUUUAUCGCCAACACUCCCAAGGCUGUCAUUGUAGCACUGUUCUUUUACAUCGCUGUCAUUGUCACAAUGUGCUACACUGCCUCUGUCAAGGCUCUCUCCAAUGUUCUCGAGACGUUUGAAGCUUGGAGUUUGUUGGAUCAUGCACAUCCAGUCGCUGCUGCUGCUGCCGCCACUGCCACUGCCACUGCAUCUACAGUUGUCGAAUCUGGUCUAUUUGGAUCAUCAAUGUUCAAACCAUCCACACUCUACGCACUAUGUGGUGCAUUUGGAGCCGUCCUCUUUUUCCUCUCUGACAUUAUGAUCCUCAUUCGUGCCAUCAACGGGCUCAAGAACAACCAAGUGUCCACCAUCCGUCGACUAUUGGGUAGUGGUGACCUCGGAAUGAUCACCUACUGGCUCGGUCAAUUCUGCAUUGCCCUAAGUGUCACCUCUUCACUCUAA